UUGGUUUUUACUUAAUGACUUGCACAUAACACCUUACAAUUGCUUAAAAGUGUAAAUCAUAAAUGUACAUUUCCUAUUAGAUGAUUACUUUUCAGAGGUAAGCAACUUACUACUUAAGCUAAUUAAAAUCCCAACAUGUGGAACUUUUAAAGAAAGAUAAAGCUGAACUUAACAAUUAAUUCUUAACUUAGUAUGUUGCUCACAAUAUGUUUUAUUUGAAACAUGACAUGUCAUUGAAUAUUUAUUCAUGUUUUCUAGAAACAUUUGAAAUGUAAGCCAAAAACGAAAUAGUUAAAAAAAAAUCAGCUAAUUAUUCAGAUAUGAAAUUAUUAGUUAAUGAGAGUCACUGUACAAUCAGAAAGAGAACAUUUCCACUUUCUUUCACAGUGUUAAUAUAAGAUCCGGGAACUUAAGAUGAUGGACAUAUGACAUAGACAUGAAAACUGCAAUAAGAUUCCAUAUUUAUCUUUUUUUUAUUAUUAUUAUUCUUUAGUUUAAUUAUUCAUGUGUCAAAAUCAGAACCACGUUCUGUUUCAGUUGAAAAUGGUUGUCCUUCAGAGAGUCCUUUAUUACUUGACAUGACAGAAUACAAUAACAUAAAAUUAUAUAUAUAUUAAGGGACACAAUAUCAAUAAAUAAGAUAUUAUUGUGAAGGUUCUAGUCACAGUCAUGGUGUAGUGAUGUCUGAUCUUGAUGGAAAAAGUUCUGAAAGUCGACUGUAUUUACUGUUUGUUGUAGUAAAAAAUAAGUUACAUUGUUGGUCAGGUGAUUUAUGAAAAGGUGUCAUGUGAUUUCCUGGAGAUUUUACUAUGCUUCUCUAAGCCAGAAAUCCUGUUUGACUAGAUCUACACACCACAGUGUUUGGUAAACCCGCGGUACUUUAACAAAACAACUGACGUGUUUUCCGACAGAAGCACUAAUUUAAUUCAGUACCCAACCCGACUUGCUCAACAUAAAGGUCGCAACUUGAACUGCACCCACAGUAUAUCUACUACAUAAAGCAGACAAAAAUAACCCCUGUACAUUGUGGCUAUUCUCUUUCACAGGUAAUAAUCACAGACAAUGAGGUGACUUGAUAUGUUUAAUAAUAAUAUUUAGCCUGUCCACCUGUGCUUAUUGAUUCCUGGCAUGCACUGCAAAUGACAAUGUGAAUAUUUUUUCCAUCCAUGUGCAGGACCCUGCUACACAGAAUCAGGAAGAGUUUAUCUCUUCAAGUGUCAUGAUUUAAUACUCAAACAUCAUUCAUACGGUGAACACAAGGAUAAUGAACAGCCUAUUGAAAAAAGGAGAGAUGAGUGGAACACCUGAACUGUCUGACUCUAUUGAGCUCAGCAGUAUGGGUCACCGUCUGACCAUUGUGUUAUUUGGAAACUCUGCUGCAGUCCAGUAUCAACACGAUAAUAUUCUUCUUGGAGAAAUACAACCAGAUAUUGAAAAUGUAGCAAUAUCUAGGACUGUUUCUUCGCAGAUGAAGAUAUCAGGAUGUCUUGUCUCAGUGAUCAACCUGAUUGGCUUACAUGAGACUGCACUUGAUCUGGAUUCCCUGACUGGUCAACUAGUGAAUGACAAUGAAAUCAUAGCUUUAAUCUUUGUUGUGCGACUGGGCCAGUUAACAGAUUCUGAUAAGAUGGGUCUUGAGUGGCUUCAGAGAGUGUUUGGUGAUGAAGUUCUUCAGUUUGUGAUGAUUCUCUUCACCUAUGAGUGUGAGGAAGAGUCUGACUCUAUAAUAGAUGAUCUGAAGAAAAACUCAGCUCUGGAGCGGCUGACUGAGAAAUGUGGUGGAAGAUUUCACACCUGCAGCAAGAACAUGAACAACAAGUCAGAGAUGAGAGAUCUACUUAACAGAAUUGAGAAUCUGUUUACUGAUAAUAAACAGAAGUGCUACACUAGUGAGAUGUUCAACACUGCAUUAAGAGAGAGAGAAGACCUGCAUAACAGGACACAUCAAAGUGAUCAAGAAGAGAGCAUGGAAUACAGCACAAAAACAGAGAAAAGAGAGACACUAGAGGUAGACACACAUUCAGAAGUUGUUGCAAGACUGAAUCAAAGGAAAGAAAGUGGAAUCAGUGAAAAAGUAGAGCAUCUAUUUCAAAGACUCUGUCUUGAUAAUGUAUAUCAGUGUAAGCUUAAAGCUGCAGAUGUUCUUCAGUUAACUGCGCAUUCAUUAGAGUCUCAUGAGUCUUGUGCUGAGAAGGACCUCAUUCAGAAUUUCCUACAAAAACUACUGAUGAUGAACUACAGAGCAAGAUACAUCAAAAUUAAAGAGACCAAUCAGCAACAUGACGAAGAACAAAGAAACAGUGACUUAUGUGAAGAAGAGGCUGAUGUUGAUGUUUUCACAGAAAUGCUAUUGUUUAAAGAAGAAACAAACAGGAGUGAUGCUAUUCACCCGAUGGAUGUUCAGAUGGCUGUGUUUCAUUGUGCUGAUAGUUUCCUGAAACAGCUGAUGGUGACUAAACUGUCUCAGUGUCAGUACGCUCUGCCUCUGCUUGUUCCUGAUCCAUUCACAAAAGAGAUUGAGUUUCCUCUCUGGACAUUCAGACAAAUAAACAAGAGCUGGAAGAUGAAAAAUGCUAAAAAUGAAACCAUCGGAAAAAUCCAGCCUAUCUGGAAGGCAAAAACACCAAUGGUGUCUUUCUUCAGGUUUGGCUCAGUGUCCUCAUCCAAAUCUCAGCUGAUGAGCCAUCUGAUCAAUGAGAAACACAACACAUUCUUCCACAGGAACUGCCCAGGUAGCAGCAGUACCAGAGUACUGAUGGAUGGAGUGGUGGAAAUCGGCUGGUACUGCCCCUCUGAUAAAGACACAGAUAAAUUCACUCAGUGCAUUGCUUUCUGUAACCUUCACGGUGAUGCAGGAAACAAUGAGAGACAGCUGCAGAUCCUCACUGAAAUGGCCUCAGUCAAUGUUGUUAUUUUACCACGACUUGACAGAAAUGACAAGAAUGGAGAACAGAUUCAAGGAUUGUACAAGAAACUAAAGCCACUUAUUUUUCUUUUUACUGAGGAUAAAUCUAGAAUAACUAAGACGAGGCAAGGAAAAUACAAAAUUGGUUUAAAAGACAGAAAUCAGUCGGAUGUAUCUGAGGACCUCAAACAAGCUAUAAAUAAAUGUCUCUCAUCCUCAUCUUUAGAAUCAUCAUCUGUUUUUAGACUUGAAGAUGUGUCAAAACAGUUAGGUAUCAGAGUAGAUGAGGAACGGGACAAUGACUGCAGAAGAGGAAAAGAAGCAGCCCAACAGAUGAUGGUUUUACUAGUGAAAAAAAACCUGACAGAAAUCAAAGAAUCAUUUCUGCCCUGUCAGGGAAAACUGUGGCAUCAGUGGUGUGAAAAGAACAAAGAACUACAUCGAUCUCAGGGAAAUGAAACAGACAUGGUAAUAAAACAGGAACAAGACAUGAAGAAAAUCCGUAAACAGCAGCAUGUUCUGGACAUUUGUGAGUUCAUGAAGUUGUUUAUUACAGAAAUAAAUUCACAAACUCCAAAUAAGAAGCAUUUUUUUCUGAAAUGGCUCACAGUCCUGCUGGAUGAAUACACUUCAGCUGACCUUUCUGCUCUACAUUACAAGUAUGAUGAAAAGUGGUCAAAAGUCUUAAAACUGAAAGAGAAAAAUGGUAUAACCGAGCAACAGAUGGCAACAAAUUUGACUGAUGAACAAACAGAACUUGAAAGAAUAUCAAAAGAACUUCAAGCUGCAACCUUUGGUUUGGAGCACAUUCUGAGGGAGAUCGGUCAGAUUUAUGAAUCAUGUAAAUCAGUGAACAAGAACAAGAAAGGCCUGCCGUGUGAUUUUUCUUCUCUUCCGAGUCUUGCAGCAGAGAUGAUGAUCUCUGGAUUUCCAGUGGAGCUGAUGGAUGGAGAUGCUGCUCAUGUUCCUGUGGUCUGGCUUACUGCUGUUCUACAUGAACUCAUCCAGAAACUGGGAGACCAGAGAGUCUUUGUGCUGUCAGUUUUAGGGAUCCAGAGCUCUGGGAAAUCCACUAUGCUGAACGCCAUGUUUGGACUCCAGUUUGCUGUCAGUGCUGGCAGAUGCACCAGAGGAGCUUUCAUGCAGCUGGUCAGAGUAUCAGAUGAGGUAAAAACGGAAAAAUUACUGAAGUUUGACUAUAUUCUGGUUGUUGAUACUGAGGGACUUCAUGCUCUAGAUUUGGCUGGAAGGUCAACAAGAAAUCAGGACAAUGAAUUGGCCACAUUUGUUGUUGGUCUUGGUAAUCUGACAUUAAUCAACAUCUUUGGAGAAAGCCCAUCAGAGCUGCAGGACAUUCUUCAGAUCGUUGUUCAGGCCUUCAUGAGGAUGAAGAAAGUUAAUCUGUCUCCCAGCUGCGUGUUUGUUCAUCAGAACGUUUCAGACGUCACAGCUGGAGAGAAAAACAUGGAGGGAAGAAGACGACUGCAGGAGACACUUGAUGAAAUGACAAAACUUGCUGCUAAAGAUGAAGUCUGUGUUGCAGAACGUUUCAGCGAUGUCAUUACUUUUGAUAUUCGGGAAGAUGUGAAAUAUUUUGCACCGCUCUGGGAGGGAAAUCCACCAAUGGCACCACCAAACCCAUCAUACUGUGAAAACAUCCAAGAGCUAAAGACCAUGUUUUUUAGCCAUGCCUCUAAAUCAGAUGGCUUACAGCUGACACAACUUAAAUGCCGUAUUAAAGAUCUCUGGGAGGCUUUACUGAAUGAACGAUUUGUGUUCAGCUUCAGAAAUUCUCUGGAAAUCACAACAUACAGAAAACUAGAGACCAAAUACAGCAAGUGGUCCUGGAGUCUCCGCAGAACUAUGCUGGAUAUAGAGAACAAACUCUACAACAACAUAGAAAAUGAAACAAUUGAUAGGGUUUCAGAAAGUCAUCUUCAAGAGAAACUAAAGGUGAAAAGUCGAGAAGUAGAGGAAUCAAUGUCAGAACUCUUUGAGAAGGAUGAAGAUAAAGAUAUACUGAAACAGUGGAAAGCGUCAUUUUACAUCAAAAUAAAAGAGCUUAAAAAAAACAUUGUGGGAGAAACAAUGAGGAAAUUAAAUGAGAUUAUUAAGCAGCAACAUGUAAAGAAAGCGAUUGAUGCUCAGAGGACAUGUCAUGAAAAUACUCUCUUGGAAAAGAGCAAAGAACUUGCACUGACACUCAAAGACAAAGCAAAUGAUGAAGGAGUCCUGAAAACAGAGUUUGAUUCUUUUUGGAAAGAGUGUGUUAAUAAGAUUAAAGCAGAAACUCCUCCAAUUGAAGACACUGAUGUUUUAAAAGAUAUGCAACAACUCCUCCAUGACAUCUAUGAAAGUGGCCCUGUAAAAGCCUGGACAGAGAGCAAAGAUGUUUUCUCUGUGUUGAGUUAUUCAGAUUAUGUACAGUUCAAGAAAUCCAGUGAGAUCACAGGACAUGGUAAAAAUGAAACAUCUUCUGAAAAGCUUGAUUAUAAACUAUCUCAGGAGGCGGAAGCCCAAAUAAGAACCUUAAUAAAUGACAUCGCUCAUCAGACAGACCAAAAAAUCAUGUCAUAUAACAUUGCAAAGAUGGGAUACAAUAAAACCUACAUUCAAGAACUUGCAGAUUAUAUCAAAGCAAGAAUAGUAGAUUAUGAGCAAGAUUUCAGGAACUAUGUGUUCACAAAUGAAUUUUAUAUGGAUUUGGUCAUUUCCAUCUGUAAGAGAGAAAACAAGGUAAUUACUGAACAACACAGAAGAUUCAGGGAAGCCAACGAUCCUGUUUUAUACUUUGAACAGAAGAGUGAAGAGUACUAUAGUAUUUUCCAGAAAUACUGUCAUGGUGCAACAUCAGCUGCCAUUUUUGGUGAGAUUAUCUGUCAGAAAUUGAAGGAGCCCAUUCAAAAGAGUGUCUACAAAGAUACUGCCAGAGAUAUCACUAAUGAAAUUCGAACAAACUGUGAAUCACUCAAUGGAAACAGAUCUAACCUAGAGAAGCACAUCCUCAAGACUCUGGCAGAACAAGAGGAUUUUAAGAAAUACAUUAACUACUUAAACAAUCCCAGAGACCACUUCAAGAGUUUCAUCAGAGAUGAAGUCAGUCAGUACAUCACUGAUAAGUUUGAAGAAAGUGUACGGCCCAAGAUGAAGGAGAAAACUGAUCUCCUGCACCAGAAGAUCAUGGAAGCGGUUCAUAGAGCGACUACACUGGUCAACACGACCAAUGGAGAUGUUCAGAAGUGGCUGUAUCAUUUCACACUGCAGCUCUCAGAUGUGCUGAUAUUCUCUGUAAAGGACCUCAGUGGAGUGAGUCAUGAAGGUGUUAAUGAUUUCAGCCUCCUGAAAAAAGUAAUAAGUGUGGAACUUCAUUCAGUAUCUUUAGAAAUACAACAGAAAUUUAGCAAAGAGACAUUUCCUGUAAAUCUGGAAGAGAAGGACAGACCAGAUGACAUUCUGUUUGAUCAUCUCUGUCAAUGCUGUUGGGUUCAGUGUCCAUUCUGUGGAGCCUCCUGCACCAACACAAUAGAAAACCACUCUGGAGAUCACAGUGUUCCUUUCCAUCGAGUGAAUGGACUCACUGGGUGCUGUUAUCGGGAAACAGAGAAUCUUAGUGCACAUUUUUGCACAACUUUAGUGACAACUGCUGACAUGUUCUAUACUGGUCAGUGGUUUCUGUGCAGAGAAUACAGAAAAGCAGGAAAUGUUUAUGCAGAAUGGAACAUCACUCCUGACAUCUCUGAGCUGCCAUACUGGAAGUGGUUUGUGUGCAGAUUUCAGAAAGAUCUUUAUGAAUACUUUGGGAAAACUUUCCACAUGUGGGAUAAGAUUUCAGAUGAAUGGAAUCAAUACUCAAAAGAGCAAGCUAUUGAGAGCUUGGAUAAAUACAUCUAAUUACACAGCUGUACAUCAGUCAUUUGUAGGUCUCUUAUUCACUGGCCACAGUUUGAAAUAGUUUCUGUUGUAUGUGUGUGUAAUGAGGCAUUUACCAUUUUUUUUUACUGUUUAUGUGUAAUCAUGUUGCACUUAAUGGAUAAUGCUCAAUUAUUUUAGAUUAUGUCAUCUUCAUUAAAUGAGAUUUGUGUGACUUCAACACUGUGAAGUUCAAAGUUCACCUUUGAAUGCCUUGAGAAAAACAAAAUGUAAGGUUUUGGAGUGGCCAAGUGCAUGUUGCUGUGCAUGACCUUAAACGGUCCUUCAUGCUUGAAAACUCUCCAAUGUGGCUGAAAUAAAACAAUUCAGCAAAGAAGAGUCUGCCAAAAUUGCUCUACAGCGAUGUGAAAGACUCAUUGCCAGUUAUUGCAAAGGCUUGAUUGCAGUUGUUGCUGCAAAGGGUGGCACAACCAUUAGAUUUUGGGGGCAAUUACUUUUUCACGUAGGGCCAGGCAGGUUUGGACAGCUUUUUUCCCUUAAUAAAAUAUAAUCAUAAUUUCAAACUGCAUUUUGUAUUUAUGUAUCUAUAGUAUAAAAUUUAGUUUGAUCUGAAUCAUUCAAGUGUGAAAAAUAUGCAAACAUUAAAAAAAGAGGAUGAGGGCAAAAACUUUUUCACAGCACUGUAUAUUUGGUAUAAAUAAGCUAUACUGUAUGUACUUUAACAUGGGCAUGGCAGAAGGCAGGAAGACACCUCCUACUUCCAGCUUCACAAGGUCCAAUUGAAUUGAAAUCGGGGAACUGGAGGUCAAGGCUACACCUUAACCCUUUAGAACCUGAAGCUAAAUAGAUCAUUUUUACGUAUUUAAUUUCUUUCUAAAAUUCUAAAAUGAAAUGUUCAAGUGCAAGGUGUUAAAAAAUUGUUUGUGAAUAGAAUUUAAAUAGUGUAAAAAAAUUAUAAAUUAUAAUACAUUUUACUGGUUUAUAUUUACAAAAAAAUAAAACACAUGAAGGAACGAAUCUAACAAAUAC
Molecule: messenger RNA, 7804 nt
Organism: Carassius auratus (goldfish)
Lineage: Eukaryota; Metazoa; Chordata; Actinopteri; Cypriniformes; Cyprinidae
Product: interferon-induced very large GTPase 1-like
Exons: 5
Coding region: 1265-6796 (1843 amino acids)
Molecular function (GO): GTP binding
Source: RefSeq, a predicted model, not a curated record